CGUGAUGGAGACUUGCGUCGUUCUGUCGGGGAACCGACCUUCCUUAACCUAUUGGCGAACAAGCUAUGCUCUAGGUGGCACAUAGCGGCAGCUGCUAGCGGAUCUAUUGGUGGCGUUCGCCUUCUACUUAUAUAUGGUGCCGAUAUCCACAGAACUGGUGGGAAAUAUUUCACGGUUUCACAGACGGCUUCUGUGUCUAAAAACUAUGAAGUGCUUAGGCUUCUUCCUGAAACAGGCGCCGAUGUGAAUACUUUUGGUGGAUACUGUCUCUGCCCUGCAUUUAGCCGUAUUGUAUGGCCGAGCUAUAUCCUGUGA
Molecule: messenger RNA, 315 nt
Organism: Penicillium mononematosum
Lineage: Eukaryota; Fungi; Ascomycota; Eurotiomycetes; Eurotiales; Aspergillaceae
Exons: 2
Source: RefSeq, a predicted model, not a curated record